GUAUUGGCUGGAGAGUUUGUGAAAAGUUCUGAGACGAGCAGGAGGAAGUGAGGACCGAGCAGUUGAGCUGCACCAGAAGCUGGGGGGAGCGAGGGGUCUCAAGUAACCCCUGGGAAACUCCGGGUAUCGGGAAGGAGCCGAGCGCCUACAUGAAAGGAGGGACCUUCUCGGAAGUUCGCCCCUACCUGAGCCGGGAACUCCAACCUCAGGAUCCACUGUACUUCCCCCGCGUGCUGGCUCGGUGGCCGCGUCUACACACGACCCGUGAGGAUCCGGAUGGCCGUGAGGUGGACCUGGGCAGGCAAGAGCUGCCUGCUGCUGGCGCUUUUAACACUGGCUUAUAUUCUGGUGACAUUCUCAGUCUCCACUUUGUAUGCCUCCCCAGGAGCCGGCCGUUUCAGGGAGCUGGGGCCAAGACAGCUCCCAGACCUUGAAAGGAGGGAAGAGGAUUUGUCUCGGCCUCUUUAUGUAAAACCCCCUGCAGAUUCCCAUGCCCUUGGGGAGUGGGGGAGAGCCAGCAAACUCCAGCUCAACGAGGGUGAACUGAAGCAGCAAGAAGAACUCAUUGAGAGAUAUGCCAUCAACAUUUACCUCAGUGAUAGGAUAUCCCUGCACCGCCACAUAGAGGAUAAAAGAAUGUAUGAGUGUAAGGCCAAGAAGUUUCACUACAGGUCUCUCCCCACCACCUCCGUUAUCAUUGCCUUCUAUAACGAAGCCUGGUCCACUCUGCUACGAACCAUUCACAGUGUUUUAGAAACAUCUCCGGCUGUGCUUUUGAAGGAGAUCAUCUUGGUAGAUGACUUGAGUGACAGAAUUUAUCUGAAGGCGCAACUUGAAACUUACAUCAGCAACCUCGAUAGAGUUCGCUUGAUUAGAACCAAUAAGAGAGAGGGUCUGGUCCGGGCCCGUCUAAUUGGGGCCACUUUUGCCACCGGGGAUGUCCUGACUUUCCUGGAUUGUCACUGUGAGUGUAACACUGGUUGGUUGGAACCACUUUUGGAAAGGAUCGGUAGCGACGAAACAGCAGUUGUGUGUCCAGUUAUCGACACUAUUGACUGGAAUACUUUUGAAUUCUACAUGCAGACCGGGGAGCCCAUGAUUGGUGGUUUUGACUGGCGUUUGACCUUCCAGUGGCAUUCUGUCCCCAAACAUGAAAGGGACAGGCGGACGUCAAGAAUUGACCCUAUCAGGUCACCCACCAUGGCAGGAGGACUGUUUGCUGUCAGCAAGAAGUAUUUUCAUUACCUGGGAACCUAUGACACUGGCAUGGAAGUCUGGGGAGGUGAAAACCUUGAGCUGUCUUUCAGGGUUUGGCAGUGCGGUGGCAAGCUGGAGAUCCACCCAUGUUCUCACGUGGGCCACGUGUUUCCCAAGCGCGCGCCCUAUGCUCGCCCCAACUUCCUACAGAAUACCGCGAGGGCGGCUGAAGUCUGGAUGGACGACUACAAAGAGCACUUCUAUAACCGAAACCCUCCGGCUCGAAAAGAGGCCUAUGGUGAUAUUUCUGAAAGGAAGUUACUGAGGGAACGGCUGAAAUGUAAGAGCUUCGACUGGUAUUUGAAAAAUGUGUUCUCUAACUUACACGUCCCCGAGGAUAGACCUGGCUGGCACGGAGCCAUCCGGAGCAUGGGCAUCUCUUCCGAGUGCUUAGAUUAUAAUGCUCCUGACAGCAACCCUACAGGGGCUAACCUCUCGUUGUUUGGAUGCCACGGUCAGGGAGGCAAUCAGUUCUUUGAAUAUACUUCAAACAAAGAAAUCAGAUUUAAUUCCGUGACUGAAUUAUGUGCAGAGGUCCCCCAACAAAAGGAUUAUGUAGGGAUGCAAAACUGCCCCAAAGAUGGGCUCCCUAUUCCAGUAAACAUCAUUUGGCAUUUUAAAGAAGACGGAACGAUUUUUCACCCUCACACAAGACUGUGUCUUAGUGCUUACCGGACAGCCGAUGGCCGACCUAGCGUCCAGAUGAAAGCCUGUGAUGCCCUUGAUAAAAACCAGAUCUGGAGGUUUGAGAAAUAGUCAAGCAGAACAGCACCUUCUCUUCGGGAGCUGACUCUAGCCUCUGGAAUGUCGCUGUGCCCCAUGAUGAUUGUAUUUUACCAGAAGUCACCUGGCAGCUGUCUGUAAGAACACUGGGGAUAUCACUCUGAAGCUGGGUACACAGAGCACCGCUGCUCAAUAGCUCAAAGUGCCUUCUCUGCUCUCGGGUUGUUUUAUUUAAAAGCUUUGUCAAUAAGGUCUCCUGCAACUCCUUAAAGAAAGCUGUUGUGAACUGAGAUGCACAAACAAGCUUAGCAGUAGAAUGCUUAGCUAGCUUGUGCAAGACCCUGAGUCUGACCCACAGCACCACAAAAUACAUGCAACACUUAAUGUUUAGAACAUAAAAAGUACAGGCAAAAUGGGGUAGGAGUCAUUCUGAUUGGUAAAUUCAUUGCAUGUACUUUUUUUUGUUGUUUUUUUUAAAUCAAAACAUGUGAAUGUGUAAUUAGAGCUAUUACUUUUUGAUUACAUUCUUUUAGCCAGCACAUUAAAUUUUAGGUUUUUAAAAACCAACUUGUCUUUGAUGAAAUAAAAGUUGAAGAAAUUUGAUCUUGAGGAAGAGGCCUGGAGUUGGUAUGUUUUAUUGGAAGAGGGUCCUGGUCUGAAUGCCAAGUUUGGAGGUCUUAUUUUAUUUUGAGACAGAUCUUAUGCAUCCUAGGCUGGCCUUGAACUCCUGAGUCUUUCUUCCGCCUCUCAAGUACUGGGAUUACAGGCGUGUGCUGCCACAGGUGGUUUGGAGGUCUUUUUUGACAGAUGGAUAUCUCGGAAAGACAGUGAGCCAUUCAUCUUCUGUUCUUUGUAACCGUGAGCUGUUGUACUGAACUGACUUACAUCUCCGUACCUCACAUCACUCUGCUCUGUAAGCUGCACUCUGUGAACUUGUUCGUGAGUCAUAGGGCAUUUUUCUGAUCGCACCUCCUUAAGUUAUGAAUGUACUAGAAUGAAGCUCAUUCAGAAUACCGCGCCUCCCUUUGUCAAUGCCUAAUCAUUUGAAGUAAACACAAUUGAGACCUCCUUGAAGCUAACCCCAAAUGCAUUUCCUGAAAUGUGUGAAACUGAAAGUAGGUCCAGUUCUGCAGUGUUCCACGCUCCCCCCACCCCCAGAGUUAGUACUGACCUGGAAAUUUAGGGGCUUCAUCUUAAGAUUGCAAGUGGAAGAAAAGGCUGUCUUGGUCCUUGUUGAUCGGUGCCUUGAAGCUCCUUGAAGCACCGAGCAGCCUGGCACUCGGGUAGCCUCUUACUGAGUGUGAACAAAUGUCUCAGCGCAGGGUGGCCUCAGUUGAGUCGUUCGUUUAUCUUGCUUGGGCCUCAGUUUCCUCUUCUGUGUUGCUGGAUUGGCUCUUUAGGAUCCCUUUCCGUCUGAAGGUCAGCCGUACAUCCCUCUGUGCUGCUCACCGGCUGUGCCACUUGGAGAAACACUUUUGUGCCUUGACUUUUAACAUAGGUAGUGCUGAGUAGCUGGACAGCGCUCUGUUUUGAAGAUGGAAAAGUGAUUGUUAAACUUAUGCGAGCUGAGCUCACCUGAAGUGCUGUGUUUCUCAGAGGAUAUUAUCAUAGUUAGUUUUCCAGUCACUUUAUUUUGACAGCUGUUGAACUAACUGGUUCUGCUAUUUAAAGGUUUUAAAUUUUUCAAAGCAAUCUUUGACUAAAAAUAUAAAUAUUUCCCAAACUAGAUUAUUUCAGAAUAAACAUGUUUUACCACAUUUUUACUAGUUCCCUACUAACAUUUUAUCCAGAAAGCACAGGCCAAAUUUGGGAGUGAUUCUCAGUUUCUUGACUUUGAUACAAAAAGUGCAUGUUCCAUAGAGAACCAGCCCACAGGAAUUCAUAAGAAAAUUGUUUUCAAUGUUUGCUUGACAGGAUGGAGAGGGGGAAUUUUGUAAACUCUGAAUUUAAGUAAAUUGUCUAGAGUGACCAUUGGAAAACAUUAGCGUUUGUGUGUACCUGUGACUGUUUUGUUUCUCACUAAUUCUUAGAAGGAAAAUCUCUUACUACUUUUUUCUAAGUUAUCCAGCAUCCUUAAAGUUUAACCUGUCUAGAUUCCAUGAGCAAUAGUUGACCCUGGGUUUUAUUUAAGGAAAAUAUAUAAAAGUGCUCAUUCAGGAGGAAAUUUUCCUACAUGCAUUCUCUCCUUGUCCUAGUCUUUUUGUGGUUUGUUCUGGUCAGCCCUAUCACAUGAGAGAAUUAAAUGUAUGCUAUUCAGAAGUGAAAAUACUUUUACUUAGUAUCUCUGUGCCCCUGACAGAAGAGAGAAGAGGCUUUUAAGACUCAAGUCUUUCUUCUGUGUGACCUGUCUCUCUCUAUUAGUGGUUAUGGCCCCUCAGUCCUUUUUAAGCUAGUAGUUGAUUUCUGUCAGAAGAGUAUAACUCAGAAUAAUGUACAUAACAAAGGAAACUGGAAUUGUAUUUUAUAUGCAGACAUGUUCCAAUUUCAUUCCCAAAGCACACCAUAGUGAAACACUCAAAAGACUCUGUCACUUAUUUCUGGUUUUUGGCCAACCACCCAAGUUCUCCCUUUGGCUGUAGAAUUUACAUGUUGAAGUGUGAGGAAAAUAUUUGAUGAGCAAGGAGUUCUCCAUUUUGUUGUUUACUUGACCAGUCCUGUGAAUAGACUAGCCACAUAAGCAUCUUAGCACUUGUUUUGAUUUUAAAAUGGUAAUAUAGUCAUCAGAAGGAUUUCUGUAACUUUAAGUACCUUGUUUGUAAAGAGAAAGUGUGUUUAUUCAGCCAAAAAAUAGGCUCUUACAUGUGCAUUAAUGUUAGCAGACUCAAAUCCAGGCAAAGGAUUUAUUUUUAAGUUGUGUACUCUCGGUUAUUUUAUUGUCUCGGUUUUAAUGAAUAAAAUUUAGAUUUGACUUGUCUUUUGGAAUUGGUAUUUUAACAAGAUUUCUGAAUGAGCAUAAAGCAGAGGUUUAGAUUUAUGUCUUUUGAACAGUGACUGUUUCUUUUUGUUAAUGGUGUCUGUAAUAUUGGAGAAGACAUGCAAUAAAAUGUAUGCCUAAUUAUUUUUGCAAACC
Grammomys surdaster is the source of this 5050-nucleotide messenger RNA. Its product is annotated as polypeptide N-acetylgalactosaminyltransferase 4. The transcript has a single exon. The record is from RefSeq and is a predicted model, not a curated record. Bases 277 to 2013 code for a protein of 578 amino acids. Lineage: Eukaryota; Metazoa; Chordata; Mammalia; Rodentia; Muridae. Gene Ontology annotation, cellular component: Golgi apparatus.